AUGUCCGCACACGAAUUCCUUCCGCCAGGUCACGGUCAAAACCAAGGAUACUAUGACCCGAAUUACAUGUACGUUUCACGUGAAGAAAGAUGCACAUGUUUGUGCACUUAUAACUGAGCCUGACGUGAUGUUAUGCAAGUUAUAUUCACAUGUAUGCUUUUAAGUCUCCUAAAAGGGAAUUCUUUCGUAGAUUAAUCAGAUGCCUAACACGCUUUCUAUCACUUAUGCGCGUCUACAACAGGAAUGGUUGGUCACUCUAUGUAGUUGCUUUUAAAUUUUUUCAGGCAGUUUGCUCAGUAUUCCUACCAGGAUCCCAAGGGAUCACAUCUGCCAGCGUUCGGAGCCCCAACACACCCAACCACCUACUUCACUCCCUCAAUGCCUCCACAGGGAAACAUGUCGACAGAUUUCGAUUUUGAGGAUGAACCGCCACUGCUGGAAGGUUUGUUUUGCUAACCUCUUUCACUCUUGGUGACCAAGUGUUUGGACUGUUUUGACUGCGUUGAUAAAAUGUGUCAAAGUAGGAGGUCUUUAACCUGCCAGUUACGUCUCCGUCUUGUAAAUUCCUUCCCUCGUUUUAUUUUUUGUACAGAACUCGGCGUAAAUUUCAAUCACAUUCUCCAGAAGGUAUGUCGCAAAACAUUGCAAAACUAG
This is a messenger RNA of Spirometra erinaceieuropaei, 654 nucleotides long. Lineage: Eukaryota; Metazoa; Platyhelminthes; Cestoda; Diphyllobothriidea; Diphyllobothriidae. The record is from the annotation of a GenBank genome assembly.